UCCCUCCCGCGUAGAUAUCAUUGCUUCCUUCGUCCCCUUACCCUAUCCUUUGCGUUAUAUUAACUCCUCCUCUCCCUCGACCCACCUGUGUCUCUGUGACUCCCCAAACGGUCACUUUUCGUUCUCACUGCCCCCUUUGACGUUUCUACGCCAUACCCGGUUGUGAGAAGAGGAGAUCCCAAGUAGCUGGUUAGCAGAAGUUUGGUGGAGUGAAGGAUGGAUUUGAGCUCGUUCGUGACGUCGCUGGUGACGUCGUUCCUGCUAUUCGUGGUGUUGAUGCUGCUCUUCGCCUGGCUCUCCAGGAAGCCCGGCAACAUGUUCGUCUACUACCCCAACCGCAUCCUCAAGGGCCUCGAUCCCAUCGACACCGGUUAUGCCGCCCGCAACCCCUUCGCCUGGGCUCGCGAGGCCCUCUCCUCCACCGAACAGGACGUCAUCGCCAUGUCCGGCAUCGACACCGCCGUCUACUUCGUCUUCCUCAGCACCGUCUUGGGAAUAUUAGUGUUGUCUGGGCUUCUGCUGCUGCCAGUCCUCCUUCCUGUUGCUGCCACUGACAACAGUGCAAAGCCAUCCAACUCGACCACAAGCAAUGGCACAUUCAAUGACGUAGACAAGUUGUCAAUGGGAAACAUUGGGGACAACAAUAGGCUGUGGGCUUUCCUCAUUGCGACAUACUGGGUUUCCUUCGUCACAUAUUACUUGCUAUGGAAGGCAUACAAGCAUGUAUCUGAGCUGAGAGCUAACGCGUUGGAGUCUCCUGAAGUGAAACCCGAGCAGUUCGCUGUUCUUGUUAGGGACAUUCCUGAUCUCCCUGAAGGUCAAACUAGGAAGGAGCAGAUUGAUUCGUACUUCAAAUCUAUCUAUCCAGAAACUUUCUAUCGGUCGAUGGUUGUCACAAACAACAAACAGGUGAACAAAAUCUAUGAAGAAUUAGAAGGGUACAAGAAAAAGCUCAUACGGGCAGAGGCAAUCUACGCAGACUCCAAGACCACAGGCAAGCCUGAAGGGACGCGGCCCACGAACAAGACUGGUUUCUUGGGCCUCUGUGGGGAGAAAGUUGAUAGCAUCGAGUACUACAGUGAGAAGAUUAAGGAGCUCCUCCCAAAGUUAGAAGCUGAGCAGAAGGCAACCCUGAGGGAGAAACAACAGGGAGCAGCCCUUGUAUUCUUCACAAGCCGAGUCACUGCCGCCUCAGCAGCCCAGAGUCUCCACGCUCAAAUUGUUGAUGCAUGGACAGUGAUGGAUGCUCCUGAGCCCCGGCAGCUGAUAUGGACUAACCUCAAUAUAAAGUUCUUCAGCCGCCAAGUAAGGCAAAACGUUGUGUAUGUGAUUGUGGUCCUCACGAUAUUCUUCUACAUGAUCCCGAUUGGGUUCAUCUCUGCGUUCACAACUUUGGCAAACUUAAGGAAGCUGCUGCCUUUCCUAAAAGUGAUAGUGGACCAAGCUGCGAUCAAGACAGUCCUCGAGGCCUACCUCCCCCAGAUCGCGCUCAUUGUCUUCCUUGCCCUGCUGCCCAAGUUCCUACUGUUCCUCUCAAAGACCGAGGGCAUCCCCUCUCAGAGCCACAUAGAGAGGGCUGCCUCCGGGAAGUUUUUCUACUUCUCUGUGUUGAAUGUGUUCAUUGGUGUCACGGUUGGUGGGACCCUUUUCUCUACAUUCAAGCAGAUCGAGAAGGACCCAAACUCCGUCGUCACAUUGCUGGCACAAAGUCUUCCUGGAAAUGCAACAUUUUUCCUCACUUUUGUGGCUCUUAAGUUCUUUGUUGGAUACGGACUUGAGUUAUCCCGGAUUGUUCCUCUCAUCAUCUUCCACUUGAAGAAGAAGUAUCUAUGUAAGACCGAGGAUGAAAUUAAAGAGGCUUGGUUUCCUGGUGACCUUCAUUAUGCGACUCGGGUCCCGGGUGACAUGCUGAUUGUCACGAUUGUGCUCUGCUAUUCUGUCAUUGCCCCUCUCAUUAUCCCGUUUGGAGUGGUAUACUUUGGGCUGGGAUGGCUCAUCCAUCGUAAUCAGGCAAUCAAGGUCUAUGUCCCAUCCUAUGAGAGCUACGGGAGGAUGUGGCCACACAUGCACGCUCGUAUCCUGGCCUCCCUGGUAUUAUACCAGCUCACCAUGUUUGGUUACUUUGGAGCCAAGAAAUUCCCCUACACGGUCAUUCUGAUCCCCGGGAUCAUCUUCUCCCUGAUCUUCGCGUAUGUUUGCAAACAAAAGUUCUAUCGGUUCUUCCAUGACACAGCCCUCGAGGUUGCAACCCAAGAGGCGAAGGAGACCCCGAACAUGGAACAGAUCUUCCGGGCGUACAUUCCCCCGAGCCUAAGCAAUGAGAAGAUCGAUGAUGACCAGUACGAGGACGCCCUAUCCCAGGUCCCGAGAAGCACGUCGUUCGUCUAAUUUAAAUGUGUGAGGGUGUAGAUUAAAGUGGCCUUUUCACUUGCAUUGUUUGUGCGUGAAUCUGCUUAGGGAUUUUAGCAUUAAUUGUCGAUAAUGUCUUUAGUAAUAGAAAAGUUUUUUUGUUUUCGUGUUCUUUCUUUUUCCACGAGUAGUUAGGUGUAAUUAGUCUUACUAUUUGGAACUGGUUGGACGAAGUUUAGUUUACUGUUGUGCAGUUUCAGUCGUAUUGUUUUAAUAACCUGAAGACGGCUGUUUUGGCGUCGAUGCA
This is a messenger RNA of Punica granatum (pomegranate), 2656 nucleotides long. The record is from RefSeq and is a predicted model, not a curated record. Lineage: Eukaryota; Viridiplantae; Streptophyta; Magnoliopsida; Myrtales; Lythraceae.